UUCCUGGGCAACCGAUGAAUUUCCGAGCUGAAGCGAAGAGCGAGAGCACGAUUUUACUAACCUGGAGUCCUCCCCGCCAGGACAUUAUUCUGAAGUACGAGCUCCUUUACAAAGAAAUCAGCAACAAACCAGGAACCCCGGAGUUUCUGAAGACGUUUGACCCCGUGACUUUCUUCCUGGUGAAAGAUCUCAACCCCAACACGGAGUAUGUCUUCCAGUUGGCGGCUCGCUCGGCUUUGGGCCUUGGGGCCCCGACAUCGGAGGUCAGGGAGCGCACGCUCCAGUCUAGUAGGUGUCCCUUUUCUUACCCAGAAUUCUCUGAAGGGAUCACGGUCAGGCAGGAGGCGCAACGGCUGGGGGUCGAGGUGUGGAAUGGCGACCAGG
Notechis scutatus (mainland tiger snake) is the source of this 384-nucleotide messenger RNA. The record is from RefSeq and is a predicted model, not a curated record. Lineage: Eukaryota; Metazoa; Chordata; Lepidosauria; Squamata; Elapidae.